Molecule: messenger RNA, 282 nt
Organism: Sclerotinia sclerotiorum 1980 UF-70
Lineage: Eukaryota; Fungi; Ascomycota; Leotiomycetes; Helotiales; Sclerotiniaceae
Exons: 1
Coding region: 1-282 (93 amino acids)
Source: RefSeq, a predicted model, not a curated record
AUGGGAUAUGGUGGAAGGGUUAAUGGUAAUGCGAAUGGGGACAGGGGUAGGGAAAUUGAGGAGACAGUUUUUGCAGUUUAUGGGACAAAUAAUACAUGGUUAUUUAGGGCAAGGAAUGAAAGGGAAAAGGUGGAGUGGAUUUGGAAGAUUGAUCAGGGGUAUUUUAGUAGUGGUGGUAGAGGUGGAAAUGGGAAUGGUGGAGGAAGAGAUGAUGGGAGUGGAAGUCCGGAAAGUGAGGAUGUAGAUGUGGAUGUGGAUCGAGAGGAUUAUUUGGCAGAUUAA